UUUCCCAAUACAGAACAAGGCGGGAAUAUUUGGCGCCAUUUCAUUUUUCUUAGCGAAAAUUCCCCUACAUAAAUCUCCCGCUCUCUCUUCAAACCCUAGCAUUCUCAGAAACUCCUCUUCGACAUUCCAGCUUCCAAAAAUGGCAGAAAAUCAAAUCAACUCUCCUGAGAUCAUUGAGCCUUCUCCCAAGAUUCAGAAACUGGACCACCCCGAAAAUGGCAAUGUCGAUGAAGUCCCCUUUUUCCGAGUGAAGAAGCUCUCUGAAAGCGCCGUUUUGCCCUCCAGAGCCUCUCCUCUUUCUGCUGGUUACGAUCUAUCCAGUGCUGCAGAGACUAAAGUGCCCGCCAGAGGCAAAGCUCUAGUACCCACGGAUCUCAGCAUUGCUGUUCCUCAAGGAACUUAUGCUCGUAUUGCGCCUCGAUCUGGUCUGGCAUGGAAGUAUUCUAUUGAUGUUGGAGCUGGAGUAGUAGAUGCUGAUUAUAGAGGGCCAGUUGGGGUAGUAUUGUUCAACCACUCCGAAGUUGAUUUUGAAGUUAAGGCUGGGGACAGGAUAGCUCAGCUUAUUGUUCAGAAAAUUGUGACACCAGAGGUUGAGGAGGUUGAUGAUCUUGACUCAACUGUAAGAAGCUCUCGUGGCUUUGGAUCCACCGGAGUGUAAAAAAUUUGCCCUUAACAUAGUGGUAUUAUAAUAUUAUCUAGUUUUAGGUUUAGUAGAUUUUGACUAUUAUUUGGAUUCUGCCUAGUAGUUGGGUUAGUGAUCAAGCAGUGGGAGAUUUUGGAAUUGUAUUUUGGAUCGGAUGUAUAUCUCACUGAUCUUAAAUUGCCUCAGGGCAUAUUGUUCUAACUUAAUGCAAGGAGCAACACGUCUCUAUUUGUUACAACUUUA
Messenger RNA from Solanum dulcamara, 886 nucleotides. RefSeq names its product deoxyuridine 5'-triphosphate nucleotidohydrolase. Lineage: Eukaryota; Viridiplantae; Streptophyta; Magnoliopsida; Solanales; Solanaceae. Gene Ontology annotation, molecular function: dUTP diphosphatase activity; magnesium ion binding. The transcript is spliced from 3 exons. Bases 140 to 658 code for a protein of 172 amino acids. Gene Ontology annotation, biological process: dUMP biosynthetic process; dUTP catabolic process. The record is from RefSeq and is a predicted model, not a curated record.